Messenger RNA from Danaus plexippus (monarch butterfly), 3219 nucleotides. RefSeq names its product neuroendocrine convertase 2 (gene amon). Bases 37 to 1908 code for a protein of 623 amino acids. Gene Ontology annotation, biological process: protein processing. The transcript is spliced from 14 exons. Gene Ontology annotation, cellular component: trans-Golgi network; Golgi membrane. Lineage: Eukaryota; Metazoa; Arthropoda; Insecta; Lepidoptera; Nymphalidae. The record is from RefSeq and is a predicted model, not a curated record. Gene Ontology annotation, molecular function: serine-type endopeptidase activity.
GUUUAGCUUCAGUCGGCCGCCGGUUGCCGCAGAGUUAUGAUGUGGUUGCAAUGCUUGGCUGCGACGCUGCUGGUUGCCGCGGCCGCUGGGGAAGUCUUCACGAACUCGUUCCUCGUCCGUUUCAAGAGAUCCGUCGGCCACGAGGAGGCCCACGAGCUCGCUCUGCAGCACGGCUUUGACAACCUUGGCACGGUUCUUGGCUCCGAGACCGAAUGGCAUUUCGCACACCGCGGACUGCCUCAAGCUCGGCCGAGGCGAUCCAUUGCACACGCCCGACUUCUGAAGAGGCAUCCACUGGUUCACACAGCGGUGCAGCAGACUGGGUUCAAGCGAGUCAAACGUGGGUUCCGUCCACUUCGCUUACCAGAGACUGCACCAGCACCAGCCGAGCCGCGUGAUCCUUACUUCCCCCUCCAAUGGUACUUAAAAAAUACCGGUCAAAAUGGCGGCAAGCCCAAACUUGAUCUGAACGUAGAGGCCGCCUGGGCCCAAGGUUAUACCGGGGUAAAUGUUACCACUGCCAUCAUGGACGAUGGAGUUGAUUACAUGCAUCCAGAUUUAAAAUAUAAUUAUAAUGCAGAGGCUUCUUAUGACUUCAGUAGUAACGAUCCGUUCCCAUACCCUCGUUAUACAGACGAUUGGUUUAACAGUCACGGCACGAGGUGCGCUGGUGAGGUGGCGGCAGCUCGUGACAACGGCGUCUGCGGCGUGGGGGUCGCCUACCACUCGAAGGUCGCUGGUAUCAGAAUGUUGGAUCAGCCGUACAUGACGGAUCUUAUAGAAGCCAAUUCCAUGGGACACGAGCCCCACAAGAUACACAUCUACAGCGCUUCAUGGGGCCCCACAGAUGAUGGGAGAACAGUCGAUGGGCCCAGAAACGCUACUAUGAGAGCUAUCGUCAGAGGUGUUAAUGAGGGUCGGAACGGUCUUGGCAACAUCUACGUUUGGGCGAGCGGUGACGGUGGUGAAGAUGAUGACUGCAACUGUGACGGAUACGCAGCAUCCAUGUGGACUGUGUCCAUUAAUAGCGCAAUAAACGACGGUCAGAAUGCGCACUACGACGAGUCGUGUUCCUCGACGUUAGCGAGUACGUUCAGUAACGGGGCUAGAGAUCCCAGUACUGGAGUAGCUACAACCGACCUGUAUGGGAAGUGUACGGCGACACACUCCGGAACCUCUGCAGCCGCGCCAGAAGCAGCAGGUGUCUUCGCCUUGGCUUUACACGCGAAUCCUAACCUGACAUGGCGUGACAUUCAACAUCUCACUGUUUUGACAUCAAAGAGGAACUCAUUGUAUGACGCGAAGGGCCGUUUCCAUUGGACUAUGAACGGAGUGGGUCUGGAAUUCAAUCACCUGUUUGGUUUCGGUGUCCUUGACGCCGGAGCUAUGACAGCACUCGCCGCAAAUUGGCGAUCUGUGCCGCCGAGAUACCAUUGCGAAGCCGGCUCAGUCGACACUCACACCGAGCUCCCAUCGGAAGGCAGUAUCACACUCCAGAUAGACACGUCAGCAUGCGCAGGCACCCCUAGCGAGGUUCGGUAUUUGGAGCAUGUGCAAGCUGUUGUCAGUGCCAACGCUACCAGACGAGGGGACUUGGAACUCUUCCUCACCAGCCCUAUGGGAACCAAAUCGAUGAUCCUGAGCAGGCGUGCAAAUGAUGACGACAGCCGUGACGGUUUUACAAAGUGGCCGUUCAUGACUACGCACACUUGGGGAGAGUAUCCGCAAGGAGUUUGGUCUUUGGAGGCUAGAUUCAGCAGCCCAGGUCGAUCUGGUUGGUUGCGAGGCUGGUCACUGGUGCUCCAUGGCACACGAGCGCCGCCAUACGCUCAGCUCCAGCCGCAAGACCCUCGCUCCAAGCUAGCAGUCGUCAAGAAGGCACACGAAGACAACGCUAUCAACGACUAGAUCACACACCGAGGGGGUUUUUAUUGAUGUAAUUGUUCUCAUGCUUUAUUUUUGUUCAUCAAAACGUUAUUUAUUGCUAUUUUAAUAAACUCUGUCAGUGUUGUCUUCGUUAACAGCAGCUUGAGGUUAAGUUCGAACUUGUAACGAGCAUGUACCUUGAGCUAUCUGGAACGAACUCUUAUUUUUUAUAUUUAUUAGGAAAAUCUAUUAUCUUUUUAUUUGAUGUUAUUAAUUCCAACAGCUUUUAUGUUGAAACUGUUAAUUUGUUUUUAUAAUUAAAUUUUAUAUUAAUUUAAUAAAAACCCUCUCAUUAAACUUCAAAUGCAUCAAGUAAUCACCACUUUACUUCCAAAGAAAGAUAACUUAUUCGAAUUCUUUCAAAUUAUUUCGAAUUUAUAAAACCUAUUUAUCUCCUAGUACCUAAAUGUUAUCUUAUUGUCUAUUUAAUAUAACCUGUUCGUAAAAAAAAACUGUUACUUAAUUUGAUUUAUAAAUUUCUAUUUCAAAUUUAAAAAAAAAAAUUAUAUAAAAAUCUAUUAAUAAUUCCAAUGAAUAAAACACACGCAGGGGCCAUUUGAUUCUUGUUUAUGAAAAAGUUUUUGUUAACUGAUGCAAAUUAUUUUUACUAACCGCUUAUAAUACGUUCUUAGUCAAUACGGGUCAAUGCCAAUACUAGUCUUAAUUUACUUCUAGUCACUUAACACAAAACCUUUGCCUCUAUUUAAAUAAUAGUAAUUAUAUAAUGAAAGAUUGUUCAGCUUCUUAGAAUGCAGACGUUUUAUAUGAGAUUCGAAACAUAUCAAGAAGAGAAUUAAACAAUUUUUUCUUUAAAAAUACAUAUACCUUAUAAAUGAAUGGAAGUUGAGCAAGAUUCAAAUAAAAAAAUAUUCCUUUCGCAUUUAUGUGAUUGUUUUUGUUGUAAUACCUACUUAUAUAAUUUUAUUGUAAACUUCAAAUGACCUUGGUUAUCCCAGCUAAUUAAAGGACAUUUGAACUUCCUAUUUAGGCCUUUUGUAAGAUUUCGAUAAGAGAAAAUAUAAUAAAAAUAUCCUCUAAGCUUAAGAUAUGAAGUAAAUUGUAACCCUCUAAGAAAUUAAAAAAAGGGCUAUUUAUAUUUUCUUAACAUAAUAAAAAGGAAAACAUGUAAUUUCGUUUUUUGUUGACCGUACUUAUAAAUUUGUAACGGACGUCGACGUAGUUUUAUUACAAAUAAUGGUUAAGCGAAAUCAUUUAAAGAGAAAUUAUGUAUUACUAUUAUAGAAAAUAUAAUGUGAUUUGGUGUUGUAUUUGAAUUAAACGAUGUUUUUGUAA